Messenger RNA from Lindgomyces ingoldianus, 879 nucleotides. Its product is annotated as PHB depolymerase family esterase. Lineage: Eukaryota; Fungi; Ascomycota; Dothideomycetes; Pleosporales; Lindgomycetaceae. The transcript is spliced from 2 exons. Gene Ontology annotation, cellular component: extracellular region. The record is from RefSeq and is a predicted model, not a curated record. Bases 1 to 879 code for a protein of 292 amino acids. Gene Ontology annotation, molecular function: hydrolase activity.
AUGGUUCCUUCCAUUUCGCUCAUCGCUGCUGUCACAGCACUCUCUGCCAUUGCAAACGGUGCUCUGGUCAGAGUCAGUGACUUUGGCAAGAACCCAACGAACCUCCAGAUGAACAUCUACGUGCCCACCAAGCUUGCGGAUAAACCCCCAGUGAUUCUAGCGCUUCAUCCAUGCGGUGGCACCGGCGAACAAUUUGCACAGAUGACGAAGUACAACUCCCUGUCUGAUUCAAAGGGGUUCAUUACUAUCUUCCCAUCAACUAAGAAGGAUAACAACUGCUGGGAAGUUAACACCUCUAAGGGAUUAUCACGCGACGCUGGAGGAGACAAUGAGGGCCUAUCCAAUAUGGUCAAAUACACCCUCAAGAAGUACAACGCCGAUGAGACCAAGGUUUUUGUGACGGGUUCCUCCUCAGGAUGCAUGAUGACCAAUGUCAUGCUAGCGACCUACCCCGAUUUAUUCAACGCCGCUUCCUGUUACUCUGGAGUUGCGGCUGGCUGUUUGGCAGGAUCACCUGGCGCAAGCCCUCAAAGUGCAGACCCAACCUGUGCGAAUGGAAAGGUUGUUAAAACAUCUGCUGAAUGGGCUGCGCAAGUCAAGGCCAUGUACCCUGGAUUCAACGGCACCUACCCACGCAUGGCGACCUGGCACGGAACCGCAGAUACUUUUGUUAACUACCCAAAUCUCGCUGAGCAACUAAAGGAAUGGUCUGGUCUUUUGGGUGUCACCUUCGCAAAGAAUGUCACCAACACUCCACAGUCGGGAUACACGCAAAUGGUAUAUGGUGAUGGAACGAAGCUCUUGGGGUACAGCUGCCAGGGUGUUGGCCAUACCGUACCGGUGCAUGAGAACGAUGAUCUGAAGUGGUUUGGCCUGUGA